Dendrobium catenatum is the source of this 2636-nucleotide messenger RNA. Its product is annotated as KH domain-containing protein At4g18375. Lineage: Eukaryota; Viridiplantae; Streptophyta; Magnoliopsida; Asparagales; Orchidaceae. Gene Ontology annotation, cellular component: nucleus; cytoplasm. Gene Ontology annotation, molecular function: mRNA binding. The record is from RefSeq and is a predicted model, not a curated record. The transcript has 8 exons. Gene Ontology annotation, biological process: regulation of gene expression. The coding region runs from base 258 to 2108 and encodes 616 amino acids.
AAAUCGCUUUGCUGGCUUUUUGUCGAGAGAGCUAGGGUUUAGGGCUCCUGCCUCGCAAUAAACUUACGAGGCUCCUCAUAAACCUUAAGCGAUCUAUUUCUCUGUGCCGCCUCUUCAGCAACUCUUUCUUCUACCAGAUUUGUCUUUUCCCCGUCUUCUUCCUCAGCAGUUCUCCAGCAGUCGCCCUCGAAGACUAGUAGGUGAGGAUCUUCCCUUUUUCCCGACCCCGAUUCAAGAUAUUGCAAAGGUCCUAUAGAAUGGCUGAGUUUGGCAAGCGAAGUCGUCGUGGGGAUGAUGAUACUGUAGGAAAGAAUCAAAAGAGGAGGGUUGGAAACAAGGAAAAUUUUGAUGAUGGAGACUUGGUUUUGUAUCGCAUACUUUGUCCAGAUAAUGUUAUUGGAAGUGUAAUUGGCAAAGGUGGUAAAGUAAUCAAUUCCCUGAGACAAGAGACACAUGCCAAGAUCAAAGUUGUGGAUCCCUAUCCUGGUGCGCAGAAGAGGGUUAUAAUUGUAUAUUGUUAUGUGAAAGAUAAGGAGCCUGUUGAAGUUGAUGAUGAAAUCACCAAACCUCUUUGUCCUGCCCAAGAUGGUUUGUUGAGAGUCCAUGCUGCUAUUGUAAAUGCCCUGUCAAACACUGAGGAUGAUGACCAACAAGGUAAGGAAGAAGUUGAAUUGCUUGUUCCGACCAGUCAAUCCUCUAACAUUAUUGGAAAGUCUGGGACAAUCAUCAAGAAGUUAAGGGCAAAAACCAAGGCAGUAAUCAAGAUUAAUGCUAAGGAUGCCAGCAAUGCUGCUCAUUCGUGUGCAAUGAGCUUUGAUAACUUUCUUCAGAUAACUGGUGACGCUGUAGCAGUGAAGAAGGCUCUUCUUGCAGUUUCGGCAAUUAUGUAUAAGUUCUCUCCAAAGGAAGACAUUUCACUCGAUACAACAAUUGCGGAAAUUCCACCCAGCAUAAUCAUUCCUUCUGAUGUUCCUAUUUACCCAUCUAGUAACUUCUAUCAUAGCACUGAUGCAAUUGUUGCCCCAUCAAGAUCUGUGCCCUCAGUUAUUGGUGCAACGCAACAUGUACCUGAACUUCACGGAUACACUGAUUCUGCCAGUACUUGGCCUGUGUACUCAUCAACCAUUCCGGUUCUAUCUGGAUAUGGUGGUCCAUCACGCACUGAGGAAUUUGUUGUGCGGGUCUUGUGUCCAUCAGACAAGAUUGGACGUGUUAUUGGGAAAGGAGGGAGCACGAUCAAAACUGUGAGGCAAUCCAGUGGUGCGAGUGUUGAUGUUGAUGAUACAAAGAAAAAAAAUGAUGAGUGUAUCAUCACUGUCUCUUCCACAGAGUCUCUUGAUGAUGUGAAAUCAGCUGCAGUUGAGGCUGUAUUGUUGCUUCAAGGAAAGAUACAUGAUGAAGAUGAUAAAACAGUGUCUAUUCGCCUUCUUGUUCCCACCAAAGUGAUUGGCUGCCUUAUUGGUAAGGGUGGUUCAAUUAUAAAUGAAAUGCGCAAGAAAACUAAGGCUGAGAUUCGCAUCUCAAAGAGUGAAAAGGCAAAAUCUGCUUCUUCAGAUGAAGAGCGUGUGGAGGUAUCCGGGGAGGUAAGUAGGGUACGAGAAGCAUUGCUUCAGAUUAUACUUAGGCUCAGGGAGGAUGCUCUGAAAGAUAGGGAGGGAAGCAAUGCUGUACCUCCUAUCGAUUCUCUUUAUACUAGCAAUUUGUCUGUGCCUCCUCUACUGCCCGGUGUUCAAAGUGUCAGUAGUUUGGGUUAUGAUCAUAGAACUGAACCUGGAAGUGGGCUGGGGUUGCUUUCUAGCAACAGUCUUUAUGGUUACAACUCUCUUCAGGCUGGAGAGAACGCAUAUGGUUCCCUUUCAUCUUACUCAUCAAAGUCUUAUGGAGGAUUGCCGUCAUAUGUUGAGAUGAGUAUUCCCUCACAUGCCAUUGGCAAAGUAUUGGGAAAAGGUGGAUCAAACCUUGCUAAUAUCCGGAAGAUCUCUGGAGCUGAUAUAGAAAUUGUUGAUUCUAAAUCAUCACGCUUUGAGCGUAUUGCACAGAUUUCAGGGACCCCAGAUCAGAAGCGUUCUGCAGAGAACUUGAUUCAGGCAUUUAUCAUGUCAACCUGAACAUCCAUGUUCACUCUUUAGAUGCAGAAAGUUAUCAUCUGUUCUGUAAUAUGGAAUUCAAGUUCACCCUCCUUGGUUCCAUUGUUUUGUUCUGCAGAGGAAGAAAUAGGAUCCAUAAAUUCUUGUUCCUUUAACUUCUACUUUUCCCAUCAAACAGGGUCAUGAAGAACCUUCCAAGAAAAUAGGGGAAACUAGGGGACUUCUCUAUGCCGAUGCCUUUAUGGACAUCUUAGAAGUUUAGGUUCUUUUCUAUUACUCUUUAAUUUUAUGGCUGGUAGAGCAGAUGUCACUAUUGUCAGUAUGGGUGUUCUCUUUAGCAUAUCUUUAGCUGGUUGUCUGGUAUCUUCACACUCUUCUUCUCAAUUAUGUUUCGAAUCUUCUGCAUCCUUUCAUUGUAAGACUGUGCUGUGCUUACACUUUUCCAUCAGAACAAAUGUUUUCACUUAGCUCAUAUCUCAAAGGUGCACUAUUUCUUUGUUUCUGACUUUUGGAGACAUUUUUUUGCUAUAUGAACUUGGAAAUUUUCAA